Emericellopsis cladophorae is the source of this 1923-nucleotide messenger RNA. Its product is annotated as Large subunit GTPase-like protein. Gene Ontology annotation, cellular component: cytosol. The transcript has 2 exons. Lineage: Eukaryota; Fungi; Ascomycota; Sordariomycetes; Hypocreales; Bionectriaceae. Gene Ontology annotation, molecular function: GTP binding; GTPase activity. The record is from RefSeq and is a predicted model, not a curated record. The coding region runs from base 1 to 1923 and encodes 640 amino acids. Gene Ontology annotation, biological process: ribosomal subunit export from nucleus.
AUGGUUCUGGCAAAGUCAAAGAACAAGGUGGGGUUGGGAAACUCCCUGAUGAAUGAUCGCUUUGGCAAGGGCAAAGGCGGCGAUCGCAAGAAGGCAUCGGCAGUCACCCGUACAAACCACCAGACGGGCGAGGAGUACCUGAUCAAUGAGAAAGAAGAUGCUUCGUGGGUCAAGAUGCGCUCAGUCACCGAGCAAGGCGCUCUGGACGAGUUCCUCGCCACGGCGGAGUUGGCUGGUACCGACUUCACAGCAGAGAAGAUGGACAAUGUCAAGAUCAUCCACACCGACCAGAAGAACCCGUACUUGUUGUCGGCCCAUGAGGAAAGGGUCGUUCUGGGAAAGCACAAGCAACACAAGGCCAGACUGACGGUACCAAGGAGGCCGAAAUGGGAUUCCAACACCACACCAGAGCAGUUGGAUCGCAAAGAAAGAGACAGCUUCUUGAGCUGGAGGCGGGGGCUUGCAGAGUUGCAGGAGAACAACGAUCUGUUGAUGACGCCGUUCGAAAGGAACAUUGAGGUCUGGAGACAGCUAUGGCGAGUCAUCGAGCGCUCCGACCUGGUGGUGCAGAUCGUCGACGCCAGGAACCCCCUCCUGUUUCGCUCUGCAGACUUGGAGAACUACGUCAAGGACGUCGACCCGAAGAAGGAGAACUUGCUCCUUAUCAACAAGGCCGACAUGUUGACCCAAAAGCAACGCAAGGCUUGGGCUUCUCACUUGAAGGAGGCAAAGAUUGCCUUCAAAUUCUUCUCCGCUCGUCUAGCGACCGAGGCGAACGAGGAGGGCGACAGCGACGAUGAGCCAGAGGCGUCGUCCUCCAAGCGGCCAGCGCAGCAAGCUGUGUCCGAGGGCGUGAGUCUUGGGGAUGACAAUGACGACGGCAUCGUACCAGCGGUGCCCCUCGACGAGGAGGAUAUAAAGAUCCUCACCAUUGAAGAGUUGGAGGGCAUCUUCCUGCGCCACUCGCCUACUAAUACCGAGGGCGACCACAAACUUCAAGUCGGUCUCAUCGGGUAUCCCAACGUGGGUAAAUCAUCCACCAUCAACGCCCUCAUCGGCGCCAAGAAGGUGUCCGUCUCUGCCACACCCGGUAAGACGAAGCACUUUCAGACCAUCCACCUCAGCGAGCGCGUCAUCCUGUGCGAUUGCCCUGGUCUUGUCUUUCCCAACUUUGCCACGACCAAGGCCGACCUGGUCUGCAACGGCAUUUUGCCCAUCGAUCAGAUGCGAGAGUUCGCCGGGCCUUGCGGUUUGGUCACCCAGCGUAUUCCCAAGAGCUUCUUGGAGGCUGUGUACGGUAUCCGCAUCAAGACACGCGCCCUUGAGGAGGGCGGUAGCGGUACGCCCACUGCCAGCGAGUUGCUGCGUGCCUAUGCCUCAGCACGUGGCUAUCAAACGCAAGGUCUCGGACAGCCUGACGAGUCUCGCGCCGCACGCUAUGUUCUAAAAGACUAUGUGAAUGGCAAGCUGCUGUACGUUGAACCACCGCCUGGUAUCGAGGAUGCCAAGUGGUUCAACCGCGAGUUGUACGACGAACUCCACCUUCCCGAGAAGCGACGGGCGGCUCUGGUCUCCGCCACAGAUGACAUGUCACUGAACGAGGCCAAGGACGGUGGCGCGGACACCGAGUCCAUGAUCUCGGAGUUUGUGGCCCUCCCAGCCGGUCCCAAGUCCAAGCAGCUCGACAAGGGCUUCUUUGGCGCAUCAAGCUCAGGGGGCAAGAUGACCAUGCCGUUCAACCACAAGUACACGGAGCAAGGGCGCGAGAAGCCGAUAUCAGGACGCAAAGCGCGGACGCUCGUCGCGCUGGAGAAUGGGAUAGACCCCAAGGAUGUGCAGGUUGUGUCGGGGAAGAAGCACUACAAGGGCGGCGCGAAGUCGAAGAAGGGGAAGAAGAAGGCGCAGGAUUCGGAUGAGGAUUAG